UAAGAUGGCGGAACUGGGGAAGAAGUACUGCGUGUACUGCCUGGCCGAGGUGAGCCCGCUGCGCUUCCGCUGCACCGAGUGCGCCGACAUCGAGCUCUGCCCCGAGUGCUUCUCGGCGGGCGCCGAGAUCGGCCCGCACCGCCGAUGGCACGGCUACCAGCUGGUGGACGGCGGCCGCUUCACCCUCUGGGGCGCCGAGGCCGAGGGCGGCUGGAGCAGCCGCGAGGAGCAGCUGCUGCUGGACGCCAUCGAGCAGUUCGGCUUCGGCAACUGGGAGGACAUGGCUGCUCACGUGGGCGCAUCCCGAACGCCUCAGGAGGUGAUGGAACACUACGUGAGCAUGUACAUCCACGGCAACCUGGGAAAGGCCUGCAUCCCUGACACCAUUCCCAACAGGGUGACGGACCACACGUGUCCCAGCGGCGGCCCGCUGUCCCCCAGCCUGACGACGCCGCUGCCGCCGCUGGACAUCUCGGUGGCGGAGCAGCAGCAGCUGGGCUACAUGCCGCUGCGCGACGACUACGAGAUCGAGUACGACCAGGACGCCGAGACGCUCAUCAGCGGCCUCUCGGUCAACUACGACGACGACGACGUGGAGAUCGAGUUGAAAAGGGCUCACGUGGACAUGUACGUGAGGAAACUCAAGGAGAGGCAGCGGCGGAAGAACAUCGCGCGAGACUAUAAUUUGGUACCGGCCUUCCUGGGGAAGGAUAAAAAGGACAAGGAGAAAGCUCCCAAAAGGAAGAUCACAAAAGAAGAGAAGGAGCUGAGGCUGAAACUGAGGCCUUUGUACCAGUUCAUGUCUUGUAAGGAGUUUGAAGACUUCUUUGAGAACAUGCACAAGGAGAGGAUACUCCGAGCGAAGAUUCGGGAGCUGCAGCGGUAUCGGCGAAAUGGGAUCACCAAAAUGGAGGAGUCGGCGGAGUACGAGGCGGCCCGGCACAAACGGGAAAAGAGGAAGGAGAACAAGAACAUAGCUAGUUCCAAGAGAGGGAAGGAAGAGGGGAAAGAAGGUGAAUUUGCUGCCAUUGAAAACCUGCCUGGCUUUGAACUCUUAUCGGACAGGGAAAAGGUGCUCUGCAGCUCUCUGAACUUGAGUCCUGCACGUUACGUGACUGUAAAAACUAUCAUCAUUAAAGACCAUCUCCAAAAAAGACAAGGAAUUCCUUCAAAGAGUCGCCUUCCCAGUUACUUAGAUAAGGUACUGAAGAAAAGGAUUUUAAACUUUCUGACAGAAAGCGGUUGGAUAUCCAGGGAUGCUUCAUGAAACUCAGCCGAUCUGAAAACACACAGCAGAGGCCCAUUACAGCCUCAAGGACUCCGUUAUUUUUUCCUUCCCUCCCCAAAGAUACAGAAACAGUGUCGCUUAAAAACACAAAAGAGCAAAUACAUAAACCUCCACAGUCAUCAUGAUCCAUGGUGGUUUAAGUAGACUUUUGCUUUGGAUCAUGGAAAAUACUCAAUUGUGAAACUUUUACAUUGGAUUUCACUGCUUUUGGUACAUUCUUAGAACAGAUUUUUUCAUGUGAACUUACUCAAGUCCGGUAGUCCCAGAGUAGUUGCUUUAGUCCGUACUGUUGGAUAAAUGAAUAUCAGUGUAAUCCUUGCUUUUCUUUGAAGGUAGGAGAUAGUUUCAUUCACUGGAAACUUUCUUCACCCUUUGUUUUGUUUUUUGUUUUUUUUGGCAUAAUGCUGGCAGCAAAGUGAAGCUUACAAAAGUCCUGUGCUCAUGAACAGGUGAGCAGGGACUUUUGUGACCAGUGCUAAGCUUUUGGAACAUUCUCCUUAGUAACUAUAUCCAAACAGUGGGGACAGCGGGAUGAGAGUUCCUGUCGAGACUACAACAGGGGUGAGCCGUGGCAGGGAGUGCAAGGAAGGAAGGAAGGAAAUGUGGUAGGUGAGAUGCCUCCAGGGACUUGUGCUGUGGAGGGGGGUUCUUGAAGAGCUCCCAGCUGAUCUGGGCAUUGUUUUGACCUGAGUUUCCUGAAACAGACCCUUCUGAAGAGUUGAUGUUUCCUGCUUGGUACUGGAGUGUCAGGAAUCCCCAGCAGCUGUGGUGCUGUGCUCCAGAGGAGGGGUCAGCUACAGCAAGGUCCUGAUUUGGGCCAGAAAUGGCAUUUUGGAGAAUAGGCAGUGAAGUGUUUGGCAGAAGUUGAGAGCCUCAGGCAGCAAAAUCACUGUUUUUCCUUGUUGGGGGAGCCUGCUGCUCCUCCUUUGGGAUCUUACUGCUGAGCUCAUAGCGGCUGAGGAGGUGUAGCUAUCUCCUGAAUUUCCUUGGGAAGUCAGGGAAAGGGAAGAAGAUUCUCAAAUAGGGCAUGCUGAGAUUGGCCUUUAAAAACAAAAAUAACAAUUGAUGCAGAUUUGAUCAAAAUGCACAAAGCAUUCCCUAAGUGGAGUGCUUAACCCAGCCACUGUAGGGUUCUAAUUGCACGUGCCUUGAAAUGCACCAGCCCAGGCACAUUGAAUCUGAGUUCAGUGACAGCUACAAGAGCAGUGCACCUUGGGAGGGAUCUCCUCCCGUUCUGACAGCUGCUGCCUGGAGUGCUGCUGGAGCCUGGCACCAGCUGGGAUGUGACACAGCGGGAAACAAAUGCCCAACCCACAGUGCUGGUCUAGUAAGAUGUAUUGGUUAAGGGAAAGAUGGUGAAGGAGGAUUAGAAAACUAUUAUUAAACUCAUUUCGUCCUUCAAUUCCCUGCUGGUAUUUAACCAAAUGAAUAAAAACCAGUGGUUGCCAUAUGGAAAUGGCACAGUUACUUGUGCCUGAGCCUCUCUGCUGGUCGUGUCUGGAGCAGGAAGCUGUGACUGGAGGCAGGCUGGGCAGGUCUGCUAGAGUGCAGGUAUACCAAACUUGGAACCUGACUGGCUUCAAUAUGAGUGCAAGAUCUGGAAAUGUCAUCUUGCUUUGAUGCUUUGGGCUGUAGUCAGUGAGGAUUCCACAAAAUCUUAAAACAGUAUUAAUUCUGCAGUUUGGCAGAGGUAUUCUGAUCAGAACUGGGUUUCAUUUAAUACAUCCAGCAUUACCAAACUGGUGUUACCAGUGAGUUUAGCAUAAAAGGGGUACAAUUACAAAGCCAGCAUUUCUAAGGAAAAAAACCCAAAACUCUAGUGCCUUUUUCUUUUGAGCUUAUGUUCUGUCCCUUCAAAAAAGGUAAGGGCUAUGUUCUCUGGGAUGUAAUACUUUGUUUGGCUUAUCUGUAAGUGGUUUGUUGUGGCAUAUUCGAGACAAAAUUGUCUCUUCUUGGCAGCAGUGGAGCUAACUGCAAUGUGCUGAGUAGCUUUAAUAACCACUUCCACCUAUAUGCAUGUAGAAGCAGCACACAAGUUCGUAAGGUAUAAACCCUUGGUUAUUUUCUCUGUCCUACUCCUGUGGGAAGGAAGCUCAGUCUUUCUUUUUAGCAUUCUAGUUAUGCAAUUUGGUUCUUCUGUAACUUGUUACUGAACUGCCAUAACAUGCUGUUUUGGAAGGCUCAAUUCUGCAUGUAGCUGGGAGUUUAAGAGAAUUGUUUUGGUUUUGGUUCUUCUGGGUUUUUUUUCCCAUAAAAUCUGUGAUUUUCAUAUUUCUACACUGUUUUGGCACAUCUAAGUUAAACUGAAGCAAUAGCAUAAAGCCCAUCUGAACAAUAACUUAGGAAAAAAUCUAGGCACCAAUGAGUCAUUUAAACGUUGAAGUGAAUUCUGCAUUUACACUUUGUAGCUUCUUAAUUCCUCAACCCCUCCAAAAUGUUUCUUUGGUGCUAGAUGUAACUUAUUGAACAUCAAAAUGAAUGUAAAAUAAAAGUAUUUUUAAUGUAUGCAA
Molecule: messenger RNA, 3798 nt
Organism: Onychostruthus taczanowskii (white-rumped snowfinch)
Lineage: Eukaryota; Metazoa; Chordata; Aves; Passeriformes; Passeridae
Gene: TADA2B
Product: transcriptional adaptor 2B
Exons: 2
Coding region: 5-1267 (420 amino acids)
Biological process (GO): regulation of transcription by RNA polymerase II; chromatin remodeling
Cellular component (GO): SAGA-type complex; nucleus
Molecular function (GO): zinc ion binding; chromatin binding; transcription coactivator activity
Source: RefSeq, a predicted model, not a curated record